Dibothriocephalus latus is the source of this 204-nucleotide messenger RNA. The record is from the annotation of a GenBank genome assembly. Lineage: Eukaryota; Metazoa; Platyhelminthes; Cestoda; Diphyllobothriidea; Diphyllobothriidae.
CCCCAUCUGAACCGCCUCUACGGUCAGUGUCUAUCCCAGGCCGGCGACAACUCCCAUUGGCUGCGAGUCGCCAACUCGCUGCAGACAGCUGACUGUCUCCUCCUCGGCGUCUUCACCUCAAAGGAUGUCACCCUCCCACCCGAGGCCAGGCUCGAUCUGUUGCUGCCCUCGGAAAACCUGCGGUUGGCCAAAAAGGCAAGUUAA